This is a messenger RNA of Notothenia coriiceps (black rockcod), 753 nucleotides long. RefSeq names its product beta-galactosidase-like. Gene Ontology annotation, molecular function: hydrolase activity, hydrolyzing O-glycosyl compounds. Lineage: Eukaryota; Metazoa; Chordata; Actinopteri; Perciformes; Nototheniidae. The record is from RefSeq and is a predicted model, not a curated record. The transcript has 9 exons. Bases 265 to 753 code for a protein of 162 amino acids. Gene Ontology annotation, biological process: carbohydrate metabolic process.
CCGGGUCACUACCGGAGGAUCGAGGAUUCGAGGAGUCGAGGAGGGGAAAUCAGUGAAAUGAGAAGGGGCCCAUGGCCCUUUUUAAAACGGGUUUUACAACUCAACAACAAUGCAGCAUCACAUGAUUUCACUUGCGCAACUCAUGCUGCAGUGCUAACACACAGGGAAGUAAGGACCAUAGCUGGAUGUGUUUAAGGGAAUUCUGCCUUAAAGCUGCUUUAUUUUGUUCUUAACCCGGACAGCACGCCUCCUGUGAGGACCAACAUGGCCCUGCUCGGAUUUGGAAAGAUACUGCUGCUACUUCUGCUUUUUGGACAUUCACUCGGGGCACCUGGUUCAUUCAGCGUGGAUUACCAGAAGGACUGCUUCCGAAAAGAUGGGGAAGAGUUUCGUUUUAUAUCAGGAAGCAUCCAUUACAGCCGGAUCCCCAGAGUCUACUGGAAGGACCGACUGCUCAAGAUGUACAUGGCAGGACUGAAUGCCAUCCAGACGUACAUUCCCUGGAACUACCACGAGGAGUCUCCAGGCCAGUACAGUUUUAGUGGAGAGCGGGAUAUGGAGUAUUUCCUUCAGCUGGCCCAAGAUAUUGGCUUAAUGGUGAUCCUUCGGCCUGGACCCUACAUAUGUGGAGAGUGGGACAUGGGAGGGCUGCCUGCCUGGCUUCUCAACAAGAAAGACAUCGUGCUGCGGUCGUCAGAUCCAGAUUACAUCGCUGCAGUAGAUAAGUGGGUGGGAAGCAGGCAAGACAAGUGA